AUGCGAGCAAGAGCAAGCCCGACAGUCCAGACUGCAACCAUGUUCAAUCCCGACAGCCAUGUCGGCCCCUUGUCAAUCGACACCAGGCGGACCAGCAUCGACCGCUCCUCUGACCGCUCAGCCGCCGCGCGCCAAGACGUCGGCAAGGCCACGGUUGAGCUUGCCUCCAUCAUGGCCAUCGCUUCCAACCCCGUCUCCCCGGGCGCCUCCAGCCCUCCUAUCCCGCAAGGGUCUAGGAUACAGGACUUUUCUCCGCCCGCCCGCCCGAGCAGCACGCCCUUUCCAGAACCCGAGCUUGGCCAGACGAAUAUUCGAUGCCUCAGCUGUCCGUCCCAGCCAGCCUCUGGCUAUGGGCCAGGCCACGGCCACGAUCAUAACCACCACCACCAUCAUCAUCAGCACCUCGUCGAAUCCCCAGUCCUCGGCACCACCGAGCCACUCUAUCCUCCACUGACGCAUACGAAUCUGGACGAUCUCCCUGCCGAGAUACACGAGUGUAUACUCGACCACCUGUUCGGGUACAGGGUUUCUGCCUCGUCUAAGAGCUCCUUGGGCAUACCCAGUGUCACCCGGAGUUGGGGCACAGCCUUGAGGCACUCGAGGCGGAAGGAACUCUCGGCACUAGCCCUGGUCAGCAGCAUAUGGAGGGCUCUCAUCCAGGAACGGCUAUACCGCCAUGUCAAGAUCAAGGCCACGGUGCAAUCCUUGAACGAUGCGGUGGCCUUCUUUGCCCAACACUCGCACCUUCGUCAAUACGUCAAGCACGUGGAGCUGUGGUUCGCCGUCUUCCAACCAAGAAAGAACGCCCCUGCCCUCUCCAGCUCGAUCCUUCCGCCCGUCACCAUCGACGGCCUGACGAACGCGUCAUAUGUGAUACCAACUGACAAUUGCUCGCUUGAGGAAGCCUUCUACUUCGUCAGCACCACGCUUCCUGAAGUCUGCGUCCUCACGCUCGAAGGAGGGGAGCGGAAGAAGGCCCCCAGGGUGCGUCACCAUAUCCUUGAAGAGGGGCAUGAGAAGCCCCUGCCCAAAAUUGCACCCGUCAGAACGCUCGUUUGCAAGGGCCAGUGGAACCUGAUAAGGAGCGAUGAUGACUUCGACGCCAUAGUCUACGCACUGCCGAAUCUUCAGGAGUGGCAUGGAAACUACAGCAAGGCCAAGUCCAAGAGCUACCUCUGUAUGGCUGCUAUCCUGCCGAAGCUCCCUCGCAGCCUAACCAGCCUGAGCCUGAAUUUGGAAGGCGUCGAAUACCGGCGGGAGCUGUCCUUUCCUGCGUACUUCCUCAAGGUUUCCAAUACGCUACACUUUUGCACGAAACUGGCCGAAGCCGCGCCAAGCCUCGAGCACUUCGCCUACACUGGCCGUGUCUGUCGCCAAUUCUUUGACCUUCUCGCGCGGCUUGUGGACCCGCGGACCACCCGGCUGAAAUCUAUUGACCUGACAGUCCGGAAUUGCUGCCGCCAUGUUGUUCACUGGAACGAGUCGGGUUCUGGCAUCACCGACAUGAACUUUAUCAACGCUUUCGAACAGCUCGUGCUGGCAGGAAUCAGAGCCCUCGGCAGGCUCAAGGCCGUGGAGUACUUGCGCAUCCGAUACGUGGAUUUGGACUCCCCGGUCCCACCGUUGAACCCCUACUUCAUCCUCCGGGACGGCUGGUGCUCUGGUGUCUGGAGCGAUGCCAUUGUAGCCGAAUUAAACCGCACUCGUCCCGAUGCCCAGUUCGAGGAUCUUGCUGAGUCCUUCGGUGAAGUGGGCAUUAACAAAGACGGCAGAAUGGUCAUCAGCCCCGAAUUCCCCAGAAGCCGCGUACUCUCCCUAAAACUCUCCAAUUAUGCAUAUCUCUCGGGAGGAAUUGCAGUGCCCUAG
Messenger RNA from Diaporthe batatas, 1866 nucleotides. RefSeq lists its product as uncharacterized. NCBI's taxonomy places the organism in Eukaryota, Fungi, Ascomycota, Sordariomycetes, Diaporthales, Diaporthaceae. The coding region runs from base 1 to 1866 and encodes 621 amino acids. The record is from RefSeq and is a predicted model, not a curated record. The transcript is spliced from 3 exons.